This is a messenger RNA of Cotesia congregata, 936 nucleotides long. The record is from the annotation of a GenBank genome assembly. Lineage: Eukaryota; Metazoa; Arthropoda; Insecta; Hymenoptera; Braconidae.
AUGGCAACUGAAUAUUGUAAAAAGAUUUCCGCGUUUCCGCAUAAAUAUGAGGGAGCUGGUAUAGGAUCAAAAUGUCCAUCACAGAUUUUAUACGCGAGAAAUUGUUGGUCAGAAAAAAUUGAACCAAAAAAAGAUCAGCGAGUGUCAGAGGAAUCGUCAAGUUCAAACAAGAUCCUAUCAAAGGAGGAUCCACUAAUUGUCGAGUUAGCAAAGUGUCUGAAAGGUAUUAAAUCAAUAAUAAAUCGGCAAAAUCAGAGAAAAAAGGACUAUCGAGAACAGGAAAAAAAGUAUCUGGAAAAUUUUAAAUCAUUAGAUAAAGAUGGAAAAAAGAAGGAGCUGAAAAAAUACUUAGAUAAAUUGAAAUUAAAGAAAAAUCUAAAACUAGAUGAGAUAAUAUCAAUAAAGUCUGUACUGGUGCAGACAAUCAAGGAAGAUGAUAAAGAAAAUGUGAAUGAUUAUUUAUCUGAACUGAUAUCGAAUGACUAUUCUAAAACUGUCAAGAGUCAACAGAAUUCAGAUCGCAGAAAAGCUGAGAAUGUGAUAAAUUUAAUUUGCCAAAUCGGUUUUAAGAAAGUAAACUUCAGCACAGAAGAAGGUAAGAGAAUCAUCGGAAAUUUAUUAGCUGACACCUUAGAUUAUUUGCUAAUUGAUAUCCGAUCCACGUAUAUCAUCUUUCGAACUAGAAUGAACAGUGAAUCUGUUUUCCAAAAAAGAUCAGCUCUUCAGUUCCUGAUUGAUAACUACUCCAAGUUUCCAGCUGGGAAUUCAACUUUGGAAGAUAAGUUCCAGAAAGUAAAUUUUAAAAAAAGCGUCGGGACCCUCGACAAUAUUAUUAACGAUUGGAAUAAUGUGACUGAUUCUGACGAAGACUCACUUGACGGAGAAAGCUUUGUUGAUAAGUUAGUACCAAAAUCCCAUAACUGGUGGUGGAAGUGA